UUAGGGUCCUUUCGGUGACCCGUGACGAAGUAGAAGAACAGCUGGAAAAUUCAAUGUUUCGUCGCUUCUCGUUUGCAACAUUUCAACAAUAACACACCUCAGAGAAAUUCCUGCCCGGUAAGGAAAUGACUGAAGAUUCUAGCGAUUCGUGCUCGGUGGCUACGGAGUCUUCAGGAGUGGAGGUUCUAUAUCGGGACCCAGCAGCGGACGGGAACGUUAGUGGCAGCGCAAAGGAGCCGUCAGAUGUUUUCCUGAGAAGUCUGGUGGAUCUGGUGAACGAUGACGAUGUCAACGCAGUUCUACAGGCUCAGAGACACAUGGUGAACAGAUUUGAGAAGACAAAUGAGAUGCUGCAGAGUUUCAACACCUUGUCGUCCAUCCGGUUUGACGAGACACAGGAGAUGUUUAAGAAGCACACCCAGACACUGCUGGACAUGAAGAAGGACCUGGAUCACAUCUUCAGAAGAAUCAGGGAACUUAAAGGAAAAGUCAGCAAACAGUAUCCUGAAGCCUUCCAAGCUGCUGAGAUACAGGUGCGACAGUGGGAGGAGUCAGCCAUGUCCCCCACCUCACCACUCCCAGAAGGAGCAACACUCACAGCUGAAAUACCAGCUACAGAAGACUGUUCCACAAAUGAUUCCUCUGUAGAUCUACCAGGGCUACAGACAAACGUUUUACAGCCUCCACAUCCUCAAGAAGAGGACUUGACAUUACAUUAGAUUUGCUUGGUGUUACUCCAGGCAUAAGAAAAGGUUAUUGCCAACUUUAAUUUCAAAGCAGAUGGUAGUGUGGAGAUUGUAACAUAUUAAUUCGGACUGCCAGGCUUCUCUGACAACUGCACAGCUUCUACCCCACAAUAUCUGCUUGGAGAUUAGCCAACUUGACCACUAUUCAGAAAUGCUUUAGUCUUUUUUUUUACAUUUUAAUAUUGUUCAAUUUGUGAGGAUGGUCAGGAUCAGAAGGUAAUUUACAUAAUCAUUGAAGAAAUUUGAUUAUUCUAGUUUUUGUGUAUUGUCUGUUCUGGACAUGCCUUGGUGGUGAUUUUUGGAUGGUAGAGGUAUGGAUGAUGUGGUAUAGGUGUGGACCCACCUGACACCUUUUUUUGGAUGCUUCUGAGGUCCUUAAAAAUAAUGCUUUCCUGGAGUAAAAUGAUUGUCCUGUGGACAUUGAAGCAACAGUAGAGACUCAUCUUUAUAUUCAUGAAUUACUCCAUGUUUAUUUAUAAAGCUUUGAACACCAUUUCACCACAUUUUCAAAUAUGUCACAUCAACAAGACAAAAAUGUUACAUCAAAUAAUGGAUACAUACUUUGGUUCAAGAGAAUCAACAAAAUAAGUUAACAAGAAAUAGAAAAACAGACAAAAGUAACUAGGUCAUUCAAUACAAUAGACAUAAAAGGAAUCCAGACUAAUUCUGGAUGCUCUGGCAUGUAACAAGGCCGAGAAUCACUAGUAUGUACAUAACAUUGCAUAUGGAAGUUGUACAAGAUUUCACACUGGUUUUAGCUGUAAUGUUCUAAAAAAGAGUUAUCAACAA
Messenger RNA from Branchiostoma belcheri (Belcher's lancelet), 1535 nucleotides. Its product is annotated as kxDL motif-containing protein 1-like. Gene Ontology annotation, cellular component: BORC complex. The record is from RefSeq and is a predicted model, not a curated record. Gene Ontology annotation, biological process: lysosome localization. The transcript is spliced from 4 exons. The coding region runs from base 126 to 719 and encodes 197 amino acids. NCBI's taxonomy places the organism in Eukaryota, Metazoa, Chordata, Leptocardii, Amphioxiformes, Branchiostomatidae.